Molecule: messenger RNA, 135 nt
Organism: Cavenderia fasciculata
Lineage: Eukaryota; Evosea; Eumycetozoa; Acytosteliales; Cavenderiaceae
Exons: 2
Coding region: 1-135 (44 amino acids)
Source: RefSeq, a predicted model, not a curated record
AUGUCUUUUAAACUUAAGGAUGACGGUCUCCCAGGAGGAAAAGGUAAACCUGGAGGAAGAGGAUUUGUUCCACCUCCUCCAAAUCCACCUCCAAGAAAUGGCGGAGGUCAAACUGGAAACCCUUUCAACUCUUAA